Messenger RNA from Folsomia candida, 1839 nucleotides. It is a transcript of the gene Tango4, whose product is annotated as pleiotropic regulator 1. Gene Ontology annotation, biological process: mRNA splicing, via spliceosome. The transcript has 10 exons. Gene Ontology annotation, molecular function: protein binding. Gene Ontology annotation, cellular component: catalytic step 2 spliceosome; Prp19 complex; precatalytic spliceosome. Bases 259 to 1734 code for a protein of 491 amino acids. The record is from RefSeq and is a predicted model, not a curated record. Lineage: Eukaryota; Metazoa; Arthropoda; Collembola; Entomobryomorpha; Isotomidae.
AAAUUAUUAGGAAAUUCACUCACCACUAUCAGCUUUCCUGGAUGCAUAUUGGAAUUUUCUCGAGCCACACCUCCCCAAGGCUAAAGUACAAGCUAUUAGCUAUGCCAGGUUUCAACCGUUUAACUCACAGUUAGUUACCUAAGGAGGAUUCUCAGCACGUGAAAUGUAUGAAGUUGGCGGAGUGGACAGUGGCCGCGAAAUGCAGAGUGAAUCGGCAUCUAAAACGCUUCGUGUCUCGCAAUUGAUCAAGGUGUCAGGAUGAUUGGAUUUGCCGAACAUGCUGGUUCGACCCCGUUACAUGAAGCACCAGAAUCAACUUUAAGAGAAAAGGAUCCUCCUGUUCAAAAGCAUUCCGUGCAUACCCUUGUAUUCCGAUCUUUGAAGAGAACUCAUGACAUGUUUUUGUCGGAUCACUCUGCGCUUCCUCCAGUUUCAGAAAAUGCAGAGAAAAUAUGUAAAGCAGUGAAAGCUAAAGAUCAGUAUGGAUCCGUCAUCGCAAUAGUUGAGAAGCAAAGACGAGAGUUGGCCCAGGAGGGGAUUACAGAUAUGCACCAUAAUGAAAAUGGAGGAUUUGUCAGCAAUAAAGAUGGAAUGGCUGCUGAUGGAUCGGUCAAGUCAUCCGGCGACACGUCGUUGGCACUUUUUACGCAAAACAAGGCAAUGCUACCUGUUGGAUUAGAUGGAGCGUCGUCAACAGGAAAGAUGCCAACGUCUCUUGUUUCUCAAAAGAAAUUAUCUUCAAUGCCCAAACCAAAGUGGCACCCGCCUUGGAAACUUCAUCGCGUCAUCAGUGGUCAUCUUGGUUGGGUUCGUUGCGUCACUGUUGAACCAGGGAAUGAGUGGUUUGCCACUGGAGCAGCAGAUCGUGUUAUUAAAAUUUGGGAUUUAGCUAGUGGAAAACUCAAGUUGUCUUUAACUGGACAUGUGAGCACUGUUCGAGGUCUUGUUGUAAGUCCCCGACACCCAUAUUUGUUCAGCUGUGGUGAGGAUCGACAAGUUAAAUGCUGGGAUCUGGAGUAUAACAAGGUUAUCAGACACUAUCAUGGACAUUUGAGCGCUGUGUAUGGAAUAUCCCUACAUCCUACAAUCGACGUCUUGAUUACGGUGGGUCGAGACAGUGUGGGACGAGUAUGGGACAUGCGAACAAAGGCCAAUAUUCAUACGUUGUCCGGCCACACGAAUACUGUGGCGUCAGUUUUAACUCAGGCCGUAGAACCACAAGUUAUCACUGGAUCUCAUGACAGUACCAUUCGACUCUGGGAUUUGGCCUCUGGAAAAUCAAUGGCUACCCUGACCAACCACAAGAAAUCUGUGAGAGCACUUGCGAUGCACCCAGAUUUAUACAUGUUUGCUUCCGCAUCCACGGACAACAUUAAACAGUGGAAAUGCCCCAAAGGAGAAUUCAUUCAAAAUCUUUCUGGCCAUAAUGCUAUCAUUAAUGCAUUAGCCGUUAAUCAGGAUGGGGUUUUGGUUUCCGGAGCGGACAAUGGAAGUCUUAAUUUUUGGGAUUGGCGGACUGGUUACAAUUUCCAAAGAAUACAAACUCAAGUUCAACCUGGGUCAAUGGAUUCAGAAGCUGGCAUAUUCUCAAUGACUUAUGACUUAUCUGGAACUAGGCUAAUUACUACAGAAGCUGAUAAAACCAUUAAAGUUUAUAAGGAAGAUGACGAAGCCACAGAGGAAUCGCAUCCAGUGGACUGGAAACCCGACAUUUUGAAAAGACGUCGAUUUUAAAUUUAUUAUGAAUUGUUGUUAUCAGUUUGUAAGAAUUCAUUUAUAUGUAUGUUGUUUUACUUCAAAUAUUUUUAAAAAUACAAAGAUAAAAUUCCUUUACACCAA